AGUGCGUGCUGGCCCGGGGUGGCAGGAGCCGCAGAGGCUUGGGCUGCAGAAAAAGGAUCCUGUUUGCUGUGUAAUCCUGAGAAUGGACUGCAAGAGAGGAAAAACUGGGCGUCUGCUUGGGAAUCUAUUGUGGAAACCCAGGGUGUUUCCCGACCAGUCCCUGGGCGCCAACUAGAGUAUGGACUGACCAGGUACCUGGAUGGAGACCUGAGCUGGAGAAGGAGAUGCGCUUGGGAGGAAAUUGCAGAGGCCGUCAACAUGGAAAAGCAGCCCCAGAACAGCAGGAGAGGCCUCGCCCCCCGAGAGGUGCCGCCAGCUGUUGGGCUGCUGCUGAUCAUGGCCCUGAUGAAUACUCUGCUCUACCUCUGCCUCGACCACUUCUUCAUCGCUCCUCGACAAUCCACUGUGGACCCCACACACUGUCCCUAUGGUCACUUCAGGAUAGGACAGAUGAAAAACUGCUCACCUUGGCUGUCCUGCGAGGAGCUGAGAACAGAAGUGAGACAGCUGAAGCGUGUUGGGGAAGGAGCUGUAAAGAGAGUCUUUCUGUCUGAGUGGAAGGAGCACAAAGUUGCACUCUCACAGCUCACCAGCCUGGAGAUGAAAGAUGAUUUCCUCCAUGGACUGCAGAUGCUGAAAUCUCUCCAAGGCACACAUGUUGUCACGCUGCUUGGCUAUUGUGAGGAUGACAACACUAUGCUUACUGAAUAUCACCCUCUAGGUUCCUUGAGUAACCUGGAAGAAACACUAAACCUUUCAAAGUACCAAAAUGUGAACACGUGGCAGCACAGGCUGGAGCUGGCCAUGGACUAUGUCAGCAUCAUUAAUUACCUGCACCACAGCCCUGUGGGCACACGGGUCAUGUGCGACUCCAACGACCUGCCGAAGACACUGUCCCAGUAUCUGCUAACAAGCAACUUCAGCAUUUUGGCAAAUGACUUGGACGCCUUACCCCUGGUGAACCACAGCUCCGGGAUGCUGGUGAAGUGCGGCCACAGGGAGCUGCAUGGGGAUUUCGUGGCUCCAGAGCAACUGUGGCCCUAUGGAGAGGACGUGCCUUUCCACGAUGAUCUCAUGCCCUCAUAUGAUGAGAAGAUUGACAUUUGGAAGAUCCCAGACAUCUCCAGUUUCCUUCUGGGGCACAUUGAAGGGAGUGAUAUGGUCCGAUUCCAUUUGUUUGAUAUUCACAAAGCAUGCAAGAGCCAGACUCCCUCAGAAAGACCCACUGCCCAGGACGUUCUGGAGACCUACCAGAAGGUCUUGGAUACACUUAGAGAUGCCAUGAUGUCUCAGGCAAGAGAGAUGCUGUGAAAACCAGUCCAGCCAAUGAAGGUGGGAUUGAAGGGCUGAAUGGAAGUUACAGCAUUCUACUCUGAUGGUGGAGUUUUUUGCCUGAGUUUCGUGUUUUAUUGUUUUUUUUAUGGCUUAGCCAUGUGGUUCGUUGUCCACAUCCACAUGUACGUUUGUAUGUAGUCCACAUUGGUUGUUAGAUUUUUUUUUUUUUCUUUGAGAUGCGGUCUUGCUCUGUUGCUGAGGCUGGAGUGCAGUGAUGUGAUCUUGGCUCACUGCAGCCUCUGCCUCCCAGGUUCAAGCAAUUCUCCCACCUCAGCCUCCUGAGUAGCUGGGAUUACAGGCACACCACCACGCCUGGCUAAUUUUUGUAUUUUUAGUGGAGGUGGGGUUUCACCAUGUUGGCCAGGCUGGUCCCGAACUCCUGACUUCCUCGGCCUCCCAAAGUGUUGGGAUUACAGGCAUGGGCCACUAUGCCUGGCCAGUUGUUAGAUUUCCAUGGAUUUGUAGUUUCCAAAGUUUCUCGUUAUUGAUUUCUACUUUUCUUCCAUUGUGGUCUGAGAAGGUACUUGAUAUGA
Molecule: messenger RNA, 1868 nt
Organism: Homo sapiens (human)
Lineage: Eukaryota; Metazoa; Chordata; Mammalia; Primates; Hominidae
Gene: POMK
Product: protein O-mannose kinase
Exons: 5
Coding region: 259-1311 (350 amino acids)
Biological process (GO): animal gross anatomical part developmental process; protein O-linked glycosylation
Cellular component (GO): endoplasmic reticulum membrane
Molecular function (GO): carbohydrate kinase activity; ATP binding; protein kinase activity
Source: RefSeq, marked reviewed